Sesamum indicum (sesame) is the source of this 1476-nucleotide messenger RNA. RefSeq names its product ATPase, F1 complex, gamma subunit protein (gene ATPC1). Gene Ontology annotation, cellular component: chloroplast thylakoid membrane. Gene Ontology annotation, molecular function: proton-transporting ATP synthase activity, rotational mechanism. Gene Ontology annotation, biological process: proton motive force-driven ATP synthesis. The record is from RefSeq and is a predicted model, not a curated record. NCBI's taxonomy places the organism in Eukaryota, Viridiplantae, Streptophyta, Magnoliopsida, Lamiales, Pedaliaceae.
GAAAAUUCACCCACAAAUACCAGCAUCAAAAAACAAUAGAGAUAAGACUGAAAACUAAUUCUCUUUCAGACGAACUCACUUGCUCUCUUUUCUUCCUCCAUAGCCACCUUUCUGCAGAGCUCAAGAGAGAGGUGCAGAAAACCAUGUCUUGCUCGAAUAUCACAAUGUGGGUGUCCUCAAAACCUUCUCUUUCGGACACUUCUGCACUCUCUUCUCGCUCUUUUAUCACUCCUUUUCAGCUCCCAAAUCCUAGCUCUUCUAGCCCUUCAAGAUCAUCAACUUCCACCCCCAUUCAGUGCGGUCUUCGUGAACUGCGUGACCGUAUUGAUUCUGUCAAGAACACACAGAAGAUCACCGAGGCCAUGAAGCUUGUUGCUGCUGCCAAGGUGAGAAGAGCACAAGAAGCUGUGGUUAAUGCCAGGCCCUUCUCAGAAACACUUGUUGAAGUUCUCUACAACAUCAACGAGCAGCUCCAAACAGAGGAUAUAGAUAUCCCUCUGACCAAAGUUAGGCCGGUCAAGAAAGUGGCUCUUGUCGUGGUAACUGGUGAUCGUGGCCUCUGCGGUGGAUUCAACAAUGCAAUCAUCAAAAAGGCCGAGUCCCGUAUCAGAGAACUAAAGGAACUUGGCCUUGAUUACACUGUGAUCAGUGUUGGUAAAAAGGGUAACUCGUAUUUUAUUCGUCGACCUUACAUUCCUGUGGAUAAGUUUCUUGAAGGCAGUUCUCUUCCCACUGCCAAAGAAGCCCAGGUGAUAGCCGAUGACGUCUUUUCCCUGUUCGUAAGUGAAGAGGUUGAUAAAGUUGAGCUUCUCUACACCAAGUUCGUGUCUUUGGUGAAAUCUGAUCCAGUAAUUCACACGUUGCUGCCCUUAUCACCAAAAGGAGAAAUAUGUGAUGUGAAUGGAAUCUGUGUUGAUGCAGCAGAAGAUGAGUUCUUCAGGCUGACAACAAAGGAAGGCAAGCUAACAGUGGAAAGAGAUGUUGUGAGGACCAAAACUGCAGAUUUUUCGCCAAUCUUGCAAUUCGAGCAGGACCCAGUUCAAAUUCUUGACGCCCUUCUGCCUCUUUACUUGAACAGUCAAAUACUGAGGUCAUUGCAGGAAUCGCUAGCCAGUGAGCUUGCUGCCAGGAUGAGUGCCAUGAGCAACGCUACCGAUAAUGCUGUGGAGUUAAAGAGAACUUUGUCCAGGAUCUACAACAGAGAGCGUCAAGCAAAGAUUACCGGGGAGAUUCUGGAGAUCGUUUCUGGAGCCAAUGCUUUGGCGUAAGCAAAAUGCUAAGUUUCUUGUCUGCACAUAACGGUGCUUAUCUUCAUGUUGAUUAUAGUUGUUAAGAUAGUAGUUUUAGCAUAGACAAUUUUCAUUUGUGACUCUCAACCGCGUAUAAAUUUUCAUGAAAGAUGAGGACCAACAUUUUAUUUUGUAACACAAGGGCCUUACUUACCUUUAAUACAUAUGUUAAUUUUUUUAAUUCCAA